Messenger RNA from Penicillium roqueforti, 1740 nucleotides. RefSeq lists its product as uncharacterized. Gene Ontology annotation, molecular function: oxidoreductase activity, acting on paired donors, with incorporation or reduction of molecular oxygen; iron ion binding; monooxygenase activity. NCBI's taxonomy places the organism in Eukaryota, Fungi, Ascomycota, Eurotiomycetes, Eurotiales, Aspergillaceae. The record is from RefSeq and is a predicted model, not a curated record. The transcript is spliced from 2 exons. Bases 1 to 1740 code for a protein of 579 amino acids.
AUGAACGCCUCAAAGUUGCCUCUGGGCUCGUUUGUGGGCACGACCCUAUUAUUGUUCAUACUUUACAAGCUUGUCAAAUUGGCGUACUACGUGGGUCAAGCCAAAAAAACCGGCCUGCCGUAUACUCUUGUGCCCGUACUUGAGACUGAGUUCCUUGGAAAACUCUUGACUCCGCUCAUUCGUCCCUUGUUCACAUCAAGACUGUCUAGAGGCGAGGGCUGGCCGCGAUGGAUUCGCUUUUCGAUUCUCGACUGGGCUUGGGAAGAGAAACGCAGGGUUCACGAGGAGCUCGGUGAUGUUUUCCUUCUCGUAUCGCCUGAGGGUCUCAUCUGCUACACCGCGGACGCCGACAUGUGCUGGGAUGUCAUGAACAGGCGAAAUGAGUUUCUAAAACCAAGAGAUAAAUACAAGGUCCUUGAGCCGUAUGGACCGAAUGUUGCAACUACAGAGGGCAAAGCGUACAACUUCCACGUUCGCAUUACUGCACCCCCCUUCAACGAUGGCAGCGGAGCUAACGAUCUGGUCUGGAACGAGGCUUCCGACCAAGCACGCGCGCUCAUGGAGUCCUGGUCCCAGGAAAACACAACCCGCGACCUUUCACUUGAUAUCAACCGAUUGACUCUGGCCGUCAUUUCCUACACGGGCUUCGGCAAAAGAUUAGACUUCGAAACUGAAGUUUCUGAUCUUCGCAACAAAAUUCCUCCGGGGUACAAGAUGAGCCUGCAUCACGCGCUGCACCUAGUCACAACGUUCAUGGUCAAGAUUCUUCUCAUUCCUAAAUGGAUUAUGAAGAUGACAUCAAUGAAGGAGAUCGCUAUCGCGCAUGGUGAGCUCGAGAAGUAUAUGCGUGAGAUGAUCCGGACGGAGACCGCGAAGCUGAGCAAAGACAGCGAAUACCAAUCUGCCGACGCAAAGGGGAAUCUUCUUACAUCCGUUCUGCGUGCUUCAGCCUUUGAGGCAAAGGCUGCCGGUCGAAAGCAAGCCUUCAGCGAAGACGAGGUGCUCGGCAAUCUUUUUCUGUACCUGCUCGCGGGGUAUGAAACCACCGCAAACGCCAUGACUUACGGCUUCAUCACCUUAGCUCUCAGGCAGGAUUUGCAGGACAGGAUUAUUCAAGAGGUAGAUGGGGUUUAUGCAGAGGCAGCUGCUGAAGGACGCACGUCGCUUAAUUACACGGAUGACUUCGAGAAAUUCCAGUACACAUACGGCUUUAUGUACGAAGUUUUCCGCCUGUACCCUGGUGUUUGCAUUAUCACGAAAAUGGUCCCGAAGGAUACCACUAUCACCGUCUACCCGGAAAACAAUUCCCCACAACAGCAUGUCCUGCCGGCUGAGUGCCGCGUGUACCUCAAUGUCAACGCUGUUCACUACCACGAAAGGUACUGGCCCGAUCCCUGGGCUCUCAAGCCUGAUAGAUGGAUGGGUACCAUAGGGGUCACUCCAAAUUCGCGCCCUAACAAGAAGGUCGUCGCACAGGACAAGUCGAGACAGGUCAGGGGAACGUUGAUGACCUUUUCUGGCGGCGCUCGCGCUUGCCUCGGAAGGAAAUUCACACAGUCCGAGUACAUCAGUGUUCUUGCGACAGUCUUGGGGAAGUACCGCAUUGUGCUCGGCGAAGGCAUGGACGCGAAAGUAGUGAAGCAGGAGAUUGAUCAUCUGGCAGCGGGUACAGUCACGUUGGCUCCGCUCAAGUACGUCAAGCUGGCGCUGAAGAAGCGGACAGACGUCAAGACUGGCUAG